GUGUCCGAACGCAAUGUUUACAUGCCACGAAACGAUUUGUAGCAAGUGCCGCGGCUUGCAGAUGGUUUGCGAAUAAGGCUGAAAGCGGAUAGAGGAAGCGAGAUGGGGCUACUACUAUUUUCUAUGUCAAUUGUUUCUAUGAUAGUUCAAAUUUUUUUACUGACUCUUGCUCUCGCGGCUGCUUUAUAUUACCUUGCUGAGCUGGUGGAGGAGUUUACAAAUUUAACUGCAAAAAUAAUCCGUAUAGUCAUAUGGGUGACAACUGUGUUGUACAUAUUACUGGCUUGCUUUGAGAGCUUGCCUACCAGUGUGAUUGUGCUGGGUUUUGUGAGUCAACUGCUGCAUCUCUCACUCUUGACCCACUUCCCAUUCUUCUAUCUAUCCUCACCUCCCUUCAUUGCUGCAGUAGGAGCCUUCAUAGUUCAGCACUGCUUGGCCUUCUCAUACUUCAACAGCACCUACUACCCAGUGUCAGAGGUGGUGGCGUACUUCACUCUGUGUGUGUGGCUGGUGCCCUUUGGGUUCUUCCUGUCACUCUCAGCGAAUGAGAACAUUCUACCUACCAGAGCAGAGACUGCCCCUCUCCUCAAUUCCAAUGAUGACUUUGUGACCGGGUACUUCAGCAAGCAGGGCGGCAAGCGGUACGGUCUGCUCGCCUUCUUCAAUUACCUCAAGGAGGAGUUCGUGCCGCUCAGGGCCAAGAAGGCCUUCUGAUGUGGUGCCGCUCAGGGCCAAGGCCUUUUAAUGUGGUGCCCCUGAGUGCCAAGGCCUUCUGAUGUGGUGCCCCUCAGUGUCUAGGCCUUCAGAUGUGGUGCCCUUCAGGUCAAGGCCUUCUGAAGUGGUGCCCCUGAGUGCCAAGGCCUUUUAAUGUGGUGCCCCUGAGUGCCAAGGCUUUCUGAUGUGGUGACCCUCAGUGUCGAGGCCUUCUGGUGUGGUGCCCCUCAGUGUCAAGGCCUUCUUAUGCAAUAUGCUCUAUAUGGUCACUGCCGUGUGACCAUGAAGAGAAUAUUGCUCAAGGCUACUGACGUGCACCUAUACUAGAUAAACGUUUUAUCUACAAACGGUGUCACCAAAUGCGAACACUCAACUCUGCAAUUGUAAACAACACUACUCAAAGAUUCACCACUUUAAUUAAACAAUUUCACCACACCACAAGCAAUUUCUGUGUAAAUAAUGAUAUUGCUUGCAAUGUCUGUGGAAAAAAUAUACCAGUGCAGGCAAUGUGACUGCAAAAAAUGUCACUGCAAGCAAUACAUCUGUACCAAACGAAGCCAAUGGCCUGGCGAUUAGUGAUAAUGUUGCGUGAUUUUGUUCGUUUUUCACAUUUGACCAUCGUAAGUGCUGAUAAUAUAGCUACCUUGAGUGGUGGGCAGAUAAAAUGUGACAGAAAAAGGUUGAAUUUAUGAUAUUUUCCCCUAUUUCAUUUUUAAGUUAAGUUAAUACCUACUGACAAGCUAUUCGGACGUGGUUGGAAAGGAUAAAACUAAUCAAAUCUUGAGUAAAUUAUAGUCUAAUGAAAGUUGAUUACGGUAAUUUUGUUUCGAAGUUUUGAAAUAAAUUAUACCUAAUAAUUUAAUUAUGCUAGAUUUGCCAUAAAGAAGUGAGGGAUUGCAAAAUCAUAUUUUAGCUUCAGAAUUUUUUGUGGUUUGCUUAUGUUUUUCUCGGGGGUUGUUUUUGUCAAAGAAAAGUGUUGAAUUUAAGCUUUCUAGGUGGUGGUUUGUGUUGGGGGUGAUUCCGAUACGUGAUAUUAUGAGUCCAUUACUGAACACCACUCUAGCAUUAACACUGUCAUUUUAUUUUAUUUUUAGUGCAUGAAAUUUACCGCCAUUCACUCUCGUACAAGUAUUUUCAAAUGCUCCAUGUUUUUGGCAAGAACAAUUAAACCAAUCGCGCUGAUUAUUUAUUACAGAGUAACAGAGCUUUGAAUUCAGUAGUUUAGUCGGAUAACCGGAACAGUCACUAGCACUUGAAUUAUCUCACGAGGACUCAAUUGAAUGUCAAUAUUGUGCGAGUGUGUGUAAUCUGAUCGCUAUGGAGCAGUUCUGGCUGGUAAAAUUAUCCAGGGAAAGAUUCAAGGAGCUACUUUAGACUAGAAUACCUCAGCCAUGAUAUGUUAACGGCAUUUUUAAAUGAAGUGUCUUAGUAGCUUACCAAACUAUAAACCUAACUCGAAUUCUUGUUCAUCCAUUCUUCCUAAACUUUUGAGGUCGUUAAAGUUUAUUCUGUAUUUCAGUUUAUAAGAAAAACUGAGUAUUGUGGUAGUGAUGAACAAUACAUAUGCGGGCUUAUUUGAGAACAAUAUGUAAUGUCUGAUUAAAUGUCACGUUGUAUUGUUUUUUCAUGCGUUCAGCGUUGAACUGUUUUGUGGUCCUCAGCGAUGCACUGAACCUAUACCUGUGAUUAUUGUGUAGCUGAGGAAUGUUGACUAGCGUAUCUUGUCUGUGUUUGGGGUAUAUUUGCUAUAUUGUUUUUCCUACAUUGGACGCAACGGCGGUUAGCAGUGACAUUCUUUGCAAGGAAUGUCGAUAUUCAAAUGCAGUACAUGCACUGUAGCGCAUGAAGCAUUGCCUUCAUCUGCGCAUCUAUUCUAGAAAAAAUGAGUGCGUCAUUGCCGAAUUAACGCUGCAGUUGUUUAAAAAAUUAAUCAGAAAACCUCACAAAUUGACGAAAUCUGCUGUUUUUUUAAUGAUGCCUACAUCUUUCGGAUGUCACAGCCAGUUAUGAUAAUGGAUAAUUGUAACACUUACGACCUCCGAAGCACUUAGUACCUUCGAGUCUUAAGUGCUACCUGGCCUCCUGCACCACCAACGCGCAUUUUCUCAUUUAUGGAAAAAAUGCACUAU
Hyalella azteca is the source of this 2843-nucleotide messenger RNA. RefSeq names its product protein TEX261-like. Gene Ontology annotation, molecular function: COPII receptor activity. Gene Ontology annotation, biological process: endoplasmic reticulum to Golgi vesicle-mediated transport. The transcript has 6 exons. Bases 103 to 714 code for a protein of 203 amino acids. Lineage: Eukaryota; Metazoa; Arthropoda; Malacostraca; Amphipoda; Hyalellidae. The record is from RefSeq and is a predicted model, not a curated record. Gene Ontology annotation, cellular component: Golgi membrane; endoplasmic reticulum membrane; COPII-coated ER to Golgi transport vesicle.